Molecule: messenger RNA, 2614 nt
Organism: Magnolia sinica
Lineage: Eukaryota; Viridiplantae; Streptophyta; Magnoliopsida; Magnoliales; Magnoliaceae
Product: pentatricopeptide repeat-containing protein At1g09820
Exons: 1
Coding region: 107-1936 (609 amino acids)
Molecular function (GO): protein binding
Source: RefSeq, a predicted model, not a curated record
ACCAACACAGGCAUCUCUACAGUCGCCGGAAUCUGACACCCGCCAGCUCGCCUGCCAAGAACACUGACAGGCAUCUCUACAAAGGCAAUCUUUUUUACAUCCUCACAUGUACUUCUCAUCUCACAUCCACUCUCUGAAACCAUCUCUCUUUCACAAAAAAGUCCUAAUCCCUUCCAUCAGACUCUUUUAUUCCUUAGACGACUCCUCUUCAAAACCCUCAGCGUCAGACGCUCUCACCAAAUCCCAUCUCUGCAACCUCAUCACAAAACAGCACUGGUCUGACCUUAAAACCCUAAUCUCAAAAUCAGACCCCAAAACCUUCCUUCAAUGCCUCUUCGAUUCCCAAAUCGAAGCUGGAAUCAUUCUCCGAUACUUCCGAUGGUCCGAACGAGAAUUCAACGUCUUCUACACACUCGAAUCCAAUUUCAAGCUGCUGCAUCUAUUAGCAGCCGAGAAGAAUUACAGCGAGGUCAGAUCACAGCUCCUUAGACUGGUCAAUCAUGAACGGUACUCGAAUUCCUCAAUCUUUCACACCCUAUCGAUCUCAGCCGUUGGAUUUAGCCCCAAUUCUACCAAUUCGAUCAUUGCCGAUAUGUUGGUUUUGGCAUUUGUGAAGAAUUCGAAGACGGGUCCUGCUUUGGAAGCUUUCAAGCGGGCUGGUGAUUAUGGGUUUCGGUUGUCGGUCCUCUCCUGCAAUCCUCUCUUGAAUGCUCUGGUUAAGGAGAACAAGAUUCAGGCAAUGGAGAAUGUGUAUAAGGAGAUGAUUAGGAGGCGGGUUGCACCUAAUUUGAUUAGUUUUAAUACGGUGAUUAAUGGGUUUUGUAAGGCAGGGAAACUGCUGAAGGCGGGGGAUUUGGUUGAGGACAUGAAAGCUUGGGGUUGUUUGCCCUCGGUUGUCACAUACAAUACAUUGAUCAAUGGUCAUUGCAAGAUGGGCCGCGCGGGGAAAAUGUAUAAAGCAGACGCUAUUUUGAAAGAGAUGGUUUCGAAGGGAGUCCAUCCAAAUGUGGUUACUUUUAAUAUCCUGAUUGAUGGGUACUGCAAGGAUGAGAACUGUUCGGCGGCGAUGAGGUUGUUUGAGGAAAUGAAGCGGCAAGAUAUGCCACCCAAUGUGAUCACAUAUAACUCUUUGAUUAAUGGGCUUUGUAGAGAAGGCAAGGUCGAUGAAGCGAUUAGAUUGCGUGAUGAGAUGCAGGUGGUGGAUGUCAAGCCGAAUGUUGUGACAUACAAUGUACUAAUUAACAUGUUUUGUAAGAAAGGGAUGUUGGAAGAGUCAAGGGAGUUGUUGGAUGAUAUUGCGAAAAGAGGUUUGGUUCCAAAUGUUAUGACAUAUAAUACUCUGAUGGAUGGAUACUGUAAGAUUGGGAAGAUGGAGUAUGCGCUUCACUUGCGUGAUUUGAUGUUAGAGAGCGGGGUCCACUGUGAUCUUUCAACGUAUAAUUGCUUGAUUGCUGGUUUUUGUAGAGAUGGAAAUAUGCAGGGUGCUAGUAAGCUUUUAGAUGAGAUGGAAGAGAAGGGUGUAAGAGCAGACAUCGUGACAUAUAAUGUAUUAAUUGGCGCAUUAUGCAGGGAAGGUGAGUCCGUAAAGGCGAUGAGGCUCUUGAACGAGAUGUUUGAGAUCGGCUUGGACCCAAGUCACGUGACCUACAAUACUCUAAUGGAUGGGUUCUGUAAGGAGGGAAAUAUGAAGGCUGCUUUGAAUUUGAGGAUGAGAAUGGAAAAGGAAGGAAAGCGUGCCAAUGUCGUCACAUAUAAUGUAUUGAUUAGGGGGCUUUGUGGGAAAGGCAAGCUCGAAGAAGCAAACAGGUUUCUGAAUGAGAUGUUGGAGAAGGGUUUGAUUCCGAAUAGGGUCACAUAUGAUGUUGUUCGGGAUGAAAUGAUGGAGAAAGGGUUUGUUCCAGAUAUUGAUGGGCACCUUUGCAACAAUGCUUCUUAGCAUUUAGGAAGGAGUGAUGACAGUGAACUGAUAUACCUCUACGCAUGUUUUUUUAAAGGAUGCAAGGAGAGUGGAACAAAGCUAAUGAAACUUUUGCAGGCAUCUCUAUGGGAAAAUGGUUACAAAAUUUUGCAAAUACAAAUAAGUAUGUUCAAAGACAUCCUUAAUCACCAGAAUUUUAGGGCAAUGGAGAAAAAAAAAACAGAAAGAUGAAGAAUUUCAUGGAGGAUGGUUAAUGUGAGGCAUAUGGAAGGAAAGAAUCAAGAUAAAUUUCAACGAUGAUCAUAAGCUUCAUUGUGCUUUGGGUGCUUGUGAAGGAGUUUCAUAGUGUUGCCACUUCUGAUUUGACAUGAGUUUUGUAAGCAGCUAUUGAUUGUGAAGAAAGGAAACUAGCCAACAAGUAAAGUGAAGGGCCCACACCCACCUACUGGGUUGAGGAAGCUCAACUUUGAUGGAAACUCCCUAGGGAAUUUGGGUUCUUUCAGAAUCAGAGGUGUUCUUAGAGACGACAAAGGUUAAACUAAGAUUGUGUUUUCUGGUCCUGCAUGGAUGAAAGACUUGUAUGAAGCCGAAGCAGGGAAUUUUGGGAGAAAAGUGAGGAUUUUUUUUAUUCCCCUGACCCAUUGACUGCAUAAUGAGUACUCAAAUAAAAAGAUUAGGGAAAUUGAGUUUGUUGGA